GGCCCCCGUCCGGCCCCCUUCGCUGCCGACGUCACCGCGUCCAAUCAGCUCCGCGGGGGUCCGGCUGUCAAGCCUCCACUCGCGCUCGGAGCGGCGGCACGAGCGCAUCCCGGAACGUGUGAGGCGCAUUCGCGGUGACGCACGUGAACGCGCACUGACACGGAGCCCAGGAGCCGGGACGCCGCGUGCCUCUUCUCCCCCCCUUUUUUUUUGCCAUGAUGUUGUCUGUGUGUUUUCCGUCUCUCUGUUCAACGCAUGUCUUAUUAGGACGAAAGUGGACAUUUUUGUUUUACUUUUCCUUUCCUUGGAGCAGCUUGAUUUGAAAUAAACCAAAAGGCUCGAAGAUGGACGAGGGACGUGAGAACAACCGGACGCCGCCGUCCGACAACUGGACGUCUUACAACUCCUCGCCGGAGGCGGCGGGGGCCGGGAGCAACGUCACCUACGUGGGCUUCUACCUGCACCAGCCGUCCACGGCGGCCAUCUUCAUCGUGUCCUACAUGCUGAUCUUCCUGGUGUGCAUGGUGGGGAACGGCGUGGUGUGCUUCAUCGUGCUGAGGAGCAGGAACAUGCGGACCGUCACCAACUUGUUCAUCCUGAACCUCGCCGUCAGUGACCUCCUGGUGGGGAUCUUCUGCAUGCCCACCACACUCCUGGACAACAUAAUUACAGGGUGGCCUUUUGGAAGCCUGGUCUGCAAAAUGAGCGGCAUGGUCCAGGGCAUCUCCGUGUCAGCGUCCGUCUUCACGCUGGUGGCGAUCGCUGUUGACAGGUUCCGGUGCAUCGUCUACCCGUUCAAGCAGAAGCUGACCAUCUCCACCGCCUCCUUGAUCAUCGUCAUCAUCUGGGUCCUGGCCAUAUCCAUCAUGUGUCCCUCCGGCGUGAUGCUGCAGGUGACCAAGGAGCAGAGCAUCCGGGUGCUGCUGGGCUACGACAACAAGACCAGCCCGUUCUACUGGUGCCGGGAGAACUGGCCCAACCAGGACAUGAGGAAGGUUUACACCACCGUCCUCUUCGCCAACAUCUACCUGGCGCCGCUCUCGCUCAUCGUGGUCAUGUACGCCCGGAUCGGCGUCACGCUCUACAAGUCGACGGUCCCGACGGGCGGGAAGCCGGGCCAGGAGAACCGCCACUCCGUGUCCAAGAAGAAGCAGCGGGUGAUCAAGAUGCUCCUCAUCGUGGCGCUGCUCUUCAUCGUCUCCUGGCUGCCGCUGUGGACGCUGAUGAUGCUGAGCGACUACGCCAGCCUGACCGAGCCGCAGUACCGGAUCAUCAACAUCUACGUCUACCCCUUCGCCCACUGGCUGGCGUUCUUCAACAGCAGCGUCAACCCCAUCAUCUACGGCUUCUUCAACGAGAACUUCCGCCGGGGCUUCCAGACCGUCUUCAAGUUCAGCCUGUGCGCGGCGGACGGCCAGCGCCGCAGGUCGUACUCGCACCGGCUGCAGGCCAACUCCGUGCUGCCCGCCAACAACGCGCUGACCACCCACGAGCCCAUGUCCCUCAACAGCGUGGAGAAGAACCCCGCCAGGCGGGUCAACCACGUCAGCGAGCACGACCGGGUGACGGAGGACCAGGACAAGGCGUCCGGCAGCAGCGGGGGGGUGACCGCCGUGUCCAUCUGAGGGAGGGA
Pungitius pungitius (ninespine stickleback) is the source of this 1633-nucleotide messenger RNA. RefSeq names its product neuropeptide FF receptor 2a (gene npffr2a). NCBI's taxonomy places the organism in Eukaryota, Metazoa, Chordata, Actinopteri, Perciformes, Gasterosteidae. The transcript has 4 exons. Gene Ontology annotation, cellular component: plasma membrane. The record is from RefSeq and is a predicted model, not a curated record. Gene Ontology annotation, molecular function: peptide binding; neuropeptide receptor activity; opioid receptor binding. The coding region runs from base 345 to 1625 and encodes 426 amino acids. Gene Ontology annotation, biological process: regulation of adenylate cyclase activity; cellular response to hormone stimulus; regulation of cAMP-dependent protein kinase activity.